AUGGGAGCAAGAGAUCUACUCUUCAUCACUAUGAGUCACAAUGUCUCCUUCGUGGGCAAAACGUGGUGGGUGCUGAUGCUGCUGCUCCGCCUGCUCGUCCUCCUGCUGGCCGGCUCCACCCUCUUCGGCGACGAGCAGGAGAGGUUCAUCUGCAACACCAUCCAGCCGGGCUGCUCCAACGUGUGCUUCGACGUGCUCGCCCCCGUGUCCGUCUUGCGCCUCUGGCUCGUCCACCUCGUCCUCCUCUGCCUUCCCCACGCGCUGUUCGCCACCUACGUCGUGCACAGAGUGCUGCCGCGUUCCCUUCGAGGAGGGUUCACCCUCGAGGGCUCCAGCGAGUCGAGACAACUGCACCUGCACGAGGCCCCGUGUCGCGACCCGCCACGUGAGCGGGGAGCGCCGCGCUUCUACUGCGCCUACUUCCUGGUCGUGCUCCUGCGCAUCCUCCUGGAGGUGGUUUUCGCCGCGGGCCAGUUUUUCCUCUUCGGUUUGUCCAUUCCCAAGCGCUUCCUCUGCUACGAGGCUCCCUGCAUGUCUGGCGUCGAGUGCUACGUCUCCAGGCCGACGGAGAAGACCGUGAUGCUCAACUUCAUGCUGGCCGUGGCCUCCCUGUCCGUGCUGCUGAGUUUGGUGGACCUGGCGAGCUCCGUGAAGGCGAUGGUGACGUGGAGGAGGAGAAGGGAGAUGUCGAUGGAAGAGAUGAGCAAAGGGGAGCAGAACAGCAUGCUCACCACGACGACCGCGACCGAGGACGACGAUGUCCAUCCCGGCAGAAGAACCGGCCCCGGUGAAAGCCCAAGGAACGGCCUCAACGAGGAAGAACGCGCCGCUGCUGUGCCAAACGGUGACGGUCUUCACGCGAAGGUGGACGCUAACGACGCGAGGCCAGACAGCAAAUACGCCACGGUGGAGACGUCUCGGCCGCCCACGCGGACCUGCGCUCCGGCACCAACUCACUUUGUCAUCCACAGCCACCUGAGACCGCCGCUGUGCCGUCUCCCCGACAGAGCACCGGGCCCCAGGACGCCCACACCCGUGGGUGUCCAAAACCAGUCUGAGAGCAGUGAGUCUCAGGACAAGAGGGCGUGGGUGUAG
This is a messenger RNA of Cyclopterus lumpus (lumpfish), 1095 nucleotides long. RefSeq names its product gap junction delta-4 protein-like. Gene Ontology annotation, cellular component: connexin complex. NCBI's taxonomy places the organism in Eukaryota, Metazoa, Chordata, Actinopteri, Perciformes, Cyclopteridae. The transcript is spliced from 2 exons. The coding region runs from base 1 to 1095 and encodes 364 amino acids. The record is from RefSeq and is a predicted model, not a curated record. Gene Ontology annotation, biological process: cell communication.